UCUUCAACAGUGUCGAGUCAAAACGCUUUAAUUAGUUUCAUUUUCUCAAAUGGCUUCUUCAACAAUGGCUCUCUCCUCUCCUUCUCUUGCUGGCCAAGCUGUCAAGCUUAAUCCAUCUUCAUCUAACCUCCUCGGUGAGGGCCGAGUCACCAUGCGCAAAACCGCAGCCAAGUCCAAAAAUGUGUCGUCCAGUAGCCCGUGGUACGGUCCAGACCGUGCUAAAUACUUGGGACCAUUCUCCGGUGAGUCUCCUUCUUACCUAACUGGAGAAUUCCCUGGAGAUUACGGUUGGGACACUGCUAGACUUUCAGCCGACCCAGUAACCUUUGCCAAGAACCGUGAGCUUGAAGUCAUUCACUCGAGAUGGGCAAUGCUUGGCGCUCUGGGCUGCAUUUUCCCAGAACUCCCAUCCCGCAACGGAGUCAAGUUUGGCGAGGCCGUUUGGUUCAAGGCGGGAGCUCAAAUCUUCAGUGAAGGAGGGCUAGACUACUUGGGGAACCCAAGCUUAGUCCAUGCACAAAGCAUUUUGGCAAUUUGGGUCACAAAAGUUAUCUUAAUGGGAGCCGUGGAGGGCUACAGAGUUGCCGGUGGUCCACUCGGUGAGGUGACCGACCCGUUAUACCGCGGCGGGAGCUUUGACCCCUUAGGCCUUGCAGAGGAUCCGGAGGCUUUUUCCGAGCUUAAGGUGAAGGAGCUUAAGAAUGGAAGAUUGGGCAUGUUUUCUAUGUUUGGAUUUUUCGUACAAGCCAUCGUCACCGGAAAGGGACCAACAGAGAAUUUGGCUGACCACUUGGCUGACCCCGUUAACAACAAAGCUUGGUCAUAUGCCACAAACUUUGCUCCAGGGCAGUGAGGGUGACAUUCCCUCAAAUCCUGAGAGAGAAGCACUUUUACUAAUCGCUUUUUUAAGCUAAUUGUUUUGGCAAAUUGUCUGAAUUAAUUGGGAUUUUAUCAUUUUUUUUUUCUUGUGUGCUUAUGUUGAUACAACUUAGUGACCAACGCAAGGGAAUAUAUCAACAAUUGAGAUUAAAGUUUCAAGUAAAAGUUUGCUUUGCCCGUGAAUGUAUCACCGCCUAAUUAAUAUUUAUAUAAAAAUUAACACUGA
This is a messenger RNA of Pyrus x bretschneideri (Chinese white pear), 1105 nucleotides long. Its product is annotated as chlorophyll a-b binding protein of LHCII type 1-like. Bases 50 to 853 code for a protein of 267 amino acids. The transcript has a single exon. The record is from RefSeq and is a predicted model, not a curated record. Gene Ontology annotation, cellular component: chloroplast envelope; chloroplast thylakoid membrane; plastoglobule. Gene Ontology annotation, biological process: response to light stimulus; photosynthesis, light harvesting in photosystem I. Lineage: Eukaryota; Viridiplantae; Streptophyta; Magnoliopsida; Rosales; Rosaceae.